AUGUAUGCAAACAAUCAGUUUACUACUAAUUUAAUUAAUAGUAAUUCUAUCGAAAUUUGUGAUCAAUUUUAUGAACAUAUUAUAAUAUCGGGUAGUAAUCCGUAUGACCGGGGAGUUAGUUAUGGCCGACAAGUCAAACAAAAAAUCAUUGCAAACAUAGAUUACUAUAAAAAUUGCGGUAUUUUUGACGAUUGGCCAGCCGUUAGGCGCUAUAUUGACGACCAUUAUGUCAGUGCAUUGAAACAAUACUAUCCGUCCGGUUUGGCCGAAAUGGAGGGCAUUGCCAACGGAGCUGACUGUCUGGUCGAAGAUAUAAUUAUGUUGAAUGCUAGGUAUGAUCUGUCGAGAUGGAGCCGACACUUAAACUUACAGAAAAAACAACAACAACAACAACCACAAGAGUGUACCGGAGCUGUAUGUCUAUCGACGGCUACUAAUGAUGGCGAUGUCCUUAUCGGACAAAACUGGGAUAUCAAUAGACGUAUAAUGGUUGACAACAUUGCCGUACUGUUGGAGAUAUAUCCCGAUCCGGAUGAAGGUAUCGCACCGUUCUUUAUGUUUACCGAAGCCGGACAGUUAGGCAGAAGCGGUAUGAAUGCCAAUGGAUUAGGACUGGUAGCUAUGGGCCUGUUCGCCAGUGAUGAACAGUACGAUGAUAAUGGUGCCCAAUAUCUACCGGUAACACUAUUGAGACGAAUGUUCAUAGAGGCGCCUAGUUUUUCGGUAGCACUCAAACGCGUGACAUGGCUUCCGCGACACGUGGCGGUCAAUAUGCUGGUGGCCACAGCCGAGGACGAGGCCAUCAACAUAGAGCUUACGGCUACUAAUGUGUUCAUAUCAUAUCCGUCCAUCAAAACCGGAAUCUAUACGCAUAGCAAUCACUUUAAAUCCAAAGGAUAUCUUUGCAGCAGUUCUGGCGUUAAGGACAUCAAUCGGUUUGCGUCGUCGCUGUUCAGAGACCGGCAGUUAGAGAAAGAGCUGACCAAACGCUGGCCAAACAUCGACGACCAGAGUUUUGUCGAUUCGUUUAAAAAUCAUUUGGGUUAUCCCGACUCUCUUUGCCUACAUGUGCCCAAUAAAGGCAAAGAACGGUCGUCUACGUCGCCAAAUGAGUGUACGGUUGCCAACAUUGUCUACAAUUUAACGAAGCGCACAGUUAGACUAUGUAAGGGAUCUCCCUGUGCGGGCGUCUAUAGAGAAUAUCGGUUUAGUAAAUCAAUAACAAACAAUUAAUAAUAAUAAUAGACAUAAUAAGUAUGUUUUAAUCGCGUGAUUUAAGUUUUCUUAAUUAUC
Oppia nitens is the source of this 1293-nucleotide messenger RNA. RefSeq lists its product as uncharacterized. The record is from RefSeq and is a predicted model, not a curated record. The transcript is spliced from 2 exons. The coding region runs from base 1 to 1233 and encodes 410 amino acids. NCBI's taxonomy places the organism in Eukaryota, Metazoa, Arthropoda, Arachnida, Sarcoptiformes, Oppiidae.